Eupeodes corollae is the source of this 1275-nucleotide messenger RNA. RefSeq lists its product as uncharacterized. The transcript is spliced from 3 exons. The record is from RefSeq and is a predicted model, not a curated record. Bases 1 to 1275 code for a protein of 424 amino acids. Lineage: Eukaryota; Metazoa; Arthropoda; Insecta; Diptera; Syrphidae.
AUGAUAGCGUUUUAUACCCCGCACGAGCACGUCCGACUGGCAGCGACACAAGACAAAGACCCCACAUUGGAAAAAUUGCAGCAGAUCAUCACAGGAUUUGAAACACCUCAGCUUGCUUCGUCGAUUUUAAAGGACAGCGACAAAGGCUCAGCAGAGACAUCGGAGCUAGACACAGGUGCAUCUCGCUCGUUAGUUGGCAUACAAGGCUAUACAAAAUUAGGUGAACCUAUUUUAGAGAUAAAACUACGAGCUUACGGUAAUCUUGAGGUGCCAGUCAAAGGCAUCGUCCACGUUAAAGUCACAUGGAAGCAAAACACACUCGUUUUACCACUUUUAGUCGUUGAGAGUGAGCAAGGGUCUAACAUAAUGGGCUUGGAUUGGUUAAGAGCUUUUAAGUAUACGCUACGCAGUUUAUCAGAAGAGCAUGUGUUUCAAACGAGCAACGACGAUAAACAUGAACUUGCUGUGAAGGCAAAAUUACUUUGCGAAUCCCAUAAAUCAGUUUUUAGUCCUGGGUUAGGACGCAGCACCCAAUUUGAUGCACAUCUUAAACUCAAAUCCAUUGUCAAGGAGGAAAUAGAGCGAAUGGUUCAACUUGAUAUACUUCGUCCUGUUGAGACGAUUCAGUGGGCAACUCCUAUUGUAGUAGUAGGAAAAUCAAACGCCUCAAUCCGAUUAUGUGGCGAUUACAAAAUAACCGUCAACCCUCAACUGGAAAUCGAUCGUCAUCCGAUGCCUAAGAAGGAAGAACUUUUUCAUCGCAUUCAGGACGGAGAACAUUUUUCAAAAAUAGACAUGUCUAAGGCUUAUUUACAAAUUCCUUUGGACAAGGAAUCUAAAAAAAAUUGUGUCUUAUCAAGCUCCACCGGAAUAUUCCAGAAAUUCAUGGACCAAUUGAUAUGCGAUUUAAGAUGUUGCGCCGUAUACAUUGAUGAUGUCAUUGUGUCAGGUAGAACAUCAGCUGAUCAUUUACAAAACUUGAAGACAGUUUUAGAGCGUUUUGAAAAAAACGGCCUGAAGUGCAAUCUUUCUACAUGCCAAUUUGCACAAAAAGAGGUCGAGUACUUAGGUCAUAUUAUUGACAAAAAUGGAAUACAUCCCUCAGAGUCACGCUUGCAAGCGAUAAGAGAGUUACCUAGACCGACCAACCUUAAAGAUUUGGAAUCGUUUCUCGGAAAAAUGAACUAUUAUCAUCAAUUUAUCGACAAUUUUGCUCAAAUUGCAGGCCCCCUCAACAUGCUUCGUGGAAAAAAACAUAAGGUUCGUCUGGAAUAA